Molecule: messenger RNA, 1961 nt
Organism: Saimiri boliviensis boliviensis (Bolivian squirrel monkey)
Lineage: Eukaryota; Metazoa; Chordata; Mammalia; Primates; Cebidae
Source: RefSeq, a predicted model, not a curated record
CGGUAGUCCGCGGGGGCACGGCCCGCCCCUCACCUGGCCGGCCGCGGGCGCCGAGGGGCCCAAUGGGAGCCGCGGCCUGGCCGCCCCGCCCCGCGCUCCGGGACGUCUGUGCCGGGACCAGGCCGCCGGCGGUGCCGGGUCUCUGAGCUGAGCGCCUGCAGGCCGGGGUCAACCGCCGCCGUCAACCGUCCGCGCGGGCCGGGCCUGGGGCGCCGCCGGCUCGGCGAAGAGCGGCAGCCGCGGCGGAGAAGGAGGAGGACGCAGCGCAGGAGGCGGGAGCGGCCGCCGCGCCCGGGCACAUGGCGUCCAUCUUACUGAGGAGCUGCCGCGGCCGGGCGCCCGCCCGCCUCCGGCCGUCGCCUCGGGCCACCGCCCCGCGGGGUAGUCCAGGGGAUCCUGCUCAUCUCAGCUGUGCCAGCACCCUGGGGUUGCGGAGCUGCCUGACCGUUCCCUUGAGCUGCUGUGCUCCCAUCCACCCCGCGUACCCAUACUUCAAAGGCGAUCACCUCGGCUGUCGGACUGUGAGGCCCGAGUGUCUUCGCACAGUGUCGAGAGCGCCAUGGACCUCCACCUCUGUGGGUUUUGUGGUUGUGGGACCUCAGUGCCUUCCUGUGCGCGGCUGGCACUCUUCGCGUCCUGUCAGCGAUGACUCGUUAGUAGAGAAGUCCCUCAAGUCCUUGAAGGACAAGCACAAGAAGCUGGAGGAAGGCGGCCCUGUGUACAGCCCCCCCGCAGAGGUGGCGGUGAAGAGGCCCCUCGGGCAGAGGGUGCUGGACGAGCUGAAGCACUACUACCAUGGCUUCCGCCUGCUGUGGAUCGACACCAAGAUUGCGGCACGCAUGCUCUGGCGCAUCCUCAACGGUCACACCCUGACCCGCCGGGAGCGCAGGCAGUUUCUCCGGAUCUGCGCUGACCUCUUCCGCCUGGUGCCGUUUCUCGUGUUUGUGGUGGUGCCCUUCAUGGAGUUCCUGCUGCCUGUGGCCGUGAAGCUCUUCCCCAACAUGUUGCCCUCCACAUUUGAGACCCAGUCCAUCAAGGAGGAGAGGCUGAAGAAGGAGCUUCGGGUCAAGCUGGAGUUGGCCAAGUUCCUCCAGGACACCAUCGAGGAGAUGGCGCUGAAGAACAAGGCGGCCAAGGGCAGUGCCACCAAAGACUUCUCCGUGUUUUUCCAGAAGAUCCGGGAGACAGGGGAGAGGCCCAGCAACGAGGAAAUCAUGCGUUUUUCCAAGUUAUUUGAGGACGAGCUGACCCUGGACAACCUGACGCGGCCGCAGCUGGUGGCACUGUGCAAGCUGCUGGAGCUGCAGUCCAUCGGCACCAACAACUUCCUGCGCUUCCAGCUCACCAUGCGGCUGCGCUCCAUCAAGGCCGACGACAAGCUGAUUGCUGAGGAAGGGGUGGACACCCUGAAUGUCAAGGAGCUGCAGGCGGCGUGUCGGGCACGAGGCAUGCGGGCCCUGGGCGUCACGGAAGACCGCCUUCGGGGCCAGCUGAAGCAGUGGCUGGACCUGCACCUGCAUCAGGAGAUCCCCACGUCUCUGCUCAUCCUGUCCCGGGCCAUGUACCUCCCGGACACCCUCUCGCCAGCCGACCAGCUCAAGUCCACACUGCAGACCCUCCCGGAGAUUGUGGCAAAGGAAGCACAGGUGAAAGCAGCCGAGGUGGAGGGCGAGCAGGUGGACAACAAGGCCAAGCUGGAGGCCACUCUGCAGGAGGAGGCAGCCAUCCAGCAGGAGCACCUGGAGAAGGAGCUGCAGAGGCGCUCGGAGGCAGCGAAGGAUAUUGAGCUCAAAGGUGUGGAAGCUGCUCCCCAAAGGGCAGGGGCCGAGCCACAGCCAGAAGUGCCCGACACAGUCCUGCAGUCAGAGACCCUGAAGGACACAGCCCCCGUGCUGGAGGGCUUGAAGGCAAGGGACAGCCGCCCAGACUCAGCCCAGGAACAGAACAGAAACACCCACUGA